This is a messenger RNA of Didymodactylos carnosus, 394 nucleotides long. NCBI's taxonomy places the organism in Eukaryota, Metazoa, Rotifera, Eurotatoria, Philodinida, Philodinidae. The record is from the annotation of a GenBank genome assembly.
GACCUAAAACGAAAAUAUUCUUUCAGAAUGAAAUUCUUCCAGUAUACACAUGAUAAUACUUACAUCUUAACUCAUCUUUCUCAUAUGAUUUUUCUUCAUAUUGGGUAUACGGUUUUCGAGUAUAUAUUUCUAUGAACAGAUUUUUUAUUAAGAUAUCUUUUUUAUUCUUGUUUAUAUUUACUUUUAUACAGCUAUACGUAUAGCUGUAUAAAAGUAAAUAUAAACAAGAAUAAAAAAGAUAUCUUAAUAAAAAAUCUGUUCAUAGAAAUAUAUACUCGAAAACCGUAUACCCAAUAUGAAGAAAAAUCAUAUGAGAAAGAUGAGUUAAGAUGUAAGUAUUAUCAUGUGUAUACUGGAAGAAUUUCAUUCUGAAAGAAUAUUUUCGUUUUAGGUC